UAGAAAUGAGUCAGUCGGCUGAAGUCCGUUCCACGUUUUCCUGGUUGCUCUGCUGCACGCAUGGUGGGCGUGACUGACAUGGUUGUCAACAAAGUUAGAAAAUAAAAGACCGAACGAACCAAAGUGAAACUACAGGCUUGUGGAAGCUGGAGGAGGAGUCAGUGCCAUUACUAUCCCAUAAUAAGCAGUGUCCUUGUCUGAUCCCUCCACAGACACGGGGACAUGAGGACAUUUCUUACAAAGAAGCAUAAAAUAAGUAAAACUGUCCAGAAUGAAUGCUGACAGAUGCUUUGAAACCCUCCGUCCCCCAGUUCUGGUUAGAACUGGGUUUGCCCGCGGGUCAUCUGGGUGAGGCCACAGAACCUGCAAAGACUCUCAAAAGGUCUGGAAAAGGACCGGUUCGGCUGGCUCCGGUGAAGUGGAGACGGUCAUACUGGGAAGUUUCGGUAAUGGAAACACACCAAUUAGUGCCUGGCUGUCCUAUAAAAGACACCCAUUCCUCCUUUUUGUGUGAGGAUGCCAGCUGGUCCUGUUCCCCUGCAGAUAGCUCAUCAGUACUUAAUACAAGUUGUUUAUUGUUUAUCUACGUUGGUGUUAGUUUGGGAUGUUCUGAUCAUACCAGCAACACCUGUGUGAACCCUGUGUGAUGCACUUGGGCUUCUUCCCCUUUUCCUUCAUGCUGUGCAGGACAGCAGCAACAAUGUAAAACAACAUGUCCGCCUAACUUUAACUCUGUCUGCGAGAGUGAUGUAAGCUUUGAGUCCUGCAAUGAAAAGCUCCAGCUCCUGGGGAAGCUGAUCACAGCUGGUUUAAAAAGAUGUGAAGAACAACAUCUGGGUGGAGUGAGGUGAGUUUCCAGGGAUCGCUGCAGAGAUAAACACCUCCCAGUCAGACGCAGCUACGCUCACCAACACCCGUCUGUAUGAGCGUCAGAAGGCUCGGCUAAUAACCGGACCAUAAGGAAGUUCAUGAUGCUGGAAGAGCAGCCUUUCUCUGUGGUGGAAGAAGAACCAAGUUUAUUCAUACAGCACGUGUCCCAGACUGAGGUCACACAAGGAGUUACAAUAAAACGCUGAACACUAAAGCUAGAACAUAAGACAAUGAGUAGAAAACAACAGGCUCCGCCCACUGCUCAAUCACCAAGUAACCCACUACAGGACAUAUAAUAAUAACAACUACAAUAAUAAUCAUUAUAAUAAUAUAAUAACAACAAUAAAUCUCCCAAAGUGCUAAUUUGUAAGGUUCCUUUGCUUUGUAGUGCUUUAGCCUGCUGAGAGCUUCAAAGUUAAAGGUUGUUACUGACAGCAGCUACAUCUAAGUGUUUAUUCAUUUUCCUUUUGACUGAAUAGUUGCUGAUUUGAUCUUGGAGACGUUUCUCCUCACAUCAGCUUCAGAUCUAAAGAAUGAUUUGUGAGUAGGUGUUGCGCUGACCUUAGAGGUGUGGCUGCCCCUCUCUAUUGUUCCUCAUCCUUUCCCUACAUGCUGACUCCGUUGCGCGUUGCCAGCGCGUGACCGCAGAUGGAACCUGCGUGCGCUCCGGCGCGCGCCUCGCCAGCUGAGCAGAAUUGAGGCAAUUAAGAGCUCGUGCUCGGGGGAAAUGAAGUACAGCCAAAAUGUCUGCAACAAGCUUUUGCCCAGCGCGCGGCAGACUGAGAGGAGUGCAGAGCGAACACAAAUGGGUACACUGUGAGGAGGAAGACUUUGAUCUUGACGGGCUGUCGAUGUUCAACAGCUGGUGCUGGUUAAAGAAGAAGAUCCUGAAGAACAGAGUGCUGGUGUGGACCAGCAGGACCCAGAACACCUCCACAUAAAGGAGGAACAGGAGGAGCUCUGGACCAGUCUGGAGGGAGAGCAUCUCUGUUUGAAGGAGGAGACUGAAGCUGUCGGGUCUCCUGUUACUGCUGUUUCUAUAAAGAGUGAGGAUGAUGAAGAGAAACCUCUGGUCUCACAGCUUCAUCAGCAGCAAAUAGAAGACAGAGAUGUUCCAACCAGCAGCUCAGCUGACCAGAUGACCGCAGAAACUGGUGGAGGAGCAGGAACUAGCAGGAACCCAGAUCUGAACCCUCAUGAACAAACAUCUGAUUCUUCAGAGACUGAAGUUAGUGAAGAUGAUGAUGAUGAAGAUGAUGAUGAUGUGAAUCUGGACUCUGGGUCUGAAACUGGAGAUGAAGAUGAUGACUGGAAUGAGAGCAGGUCUUCUGAGUCAGAUGAUUUUCAACAGGUGGUUCUGGUUAAAGAAGAAGCUUCAGAAGAACAGAGUGCUCGUGUCAACCACCAACACCUAGAUUUUCUCCACGAAAAGGAGGAACAGGAGAAACUCUGGUCUAGUAUGGAGGGAGAGCAUCUCCAUUUGAAUAAGGAGACUGAUGCUGCCAGGUUUCAAUCCUUUAGCCAAAAAACACAUUUAAACAAACACACGAGAGUCCAGACAAAGCAGAAACAUUUUGCCUGUGAGCUCUGUAGACAAAGAUUUAGCCAAAAGACAAAUUUAAACAAACACAUGAGAGUCCACACAGGACAGAAGCCUUUCGCCUGUGAGCUCUGUGUAAAAAGAUUUAGCCAAAAGACAAAUUUAAACAGUCACAUGAGAGUCCACACAGGACAGAAGCCUUUCGCCUGUGAGCUCUGUGUAAAAAGAUUUAGCGAAAAGAAAACUUUAAAUAAUCACAUGAAAGUCCACACAGGACAGAAGUCUUUCGCCUGUGAGCUCUGUGGAAAAAGAUUUAGCCAUCAGACAACUUUAAUUAAUCACAUGAAAGUCCACACAGGACAGAAGCCUUUCACCUGUAAGCUCUGUGGACAAAGAUUUAGCCAAAAGGCAACUUUAAACAGUCACAUGAAAGUCCACACAGGACAGAAGCCCUUCGCCUGUGAGCUCUGUGUAAAAAGAUUUAGCCACAAGACAACUUUAAACCGUCACAUGAGAGUCCACACAGGAGAGAAGCCUUUUGCCUGUGAGCUCUGUGGACAAAGAUUUAGCCAAAAGACAACUUUAAACCGUCACAUGAGAGUCCACACAGGAGAGAAGCCUUUUGCCUGUGAGCUCUGUGUAAAAAGAUUUAGCCGAAAGACAAAAUUAAACACACACAUGAGAGUCCACACAGGACAGAAGCAUUUUGCUUGUGAGCUCUGUGGUAAUAGAUUUAGUGAAAAGGGACAUUUAAAUACACACAUGAGUGUCCACACAGGACAGAAGCCUUUUGCCUGUGAGCUCUGUGGACAAAGAUUUAGCCAAAAGACAACUUUAAACCGUCACAUGAGAGUCCACACAGGAGAGAAGCCUUUUGCCUGUGAGCUCUGUGUAAAAAGAUUUAGCCAAAAGACAAAUUUAAACACACACAUGAGAGUCCACACAGGACAGAAGCAUUUUGCUUGUGAGCUCUGUGUUAAAAGAUUUAGCCGAAAGUCAACUUUAAUCAGUCACAUGAGAGUCCACACAGGACAGAAGCCUUUCGCCUGUGAGCUCUGUGUAAAAAGAUUUAGCCAAAAGACAAAUUUAAACAGUCACAUGAGAGUCCACACUGGCUUUUCGCCUGUGAGUUUGGUGGAAAAGAUUUACCCAAAAGAUCAGUUUAAAUGGUCACAAAAGAGUCCAUAAAGGACAGAAGCCCUUUGCUUGUGAGCUCUGUGGACGAAGAUUUCGCCGAAAGAAAAUUUUAAACAAUCAUCUAACUAUCCACUAGGGCUGAAUGAUCUAUUGCAGGGGUCUCCAACCUUUUUUUGGCCCGUGGCCUACUUUUACACAAUGAUUACAUAUGAUUUAUUUACAUUGAUACUUUCCAUGUGUGAAUUUGCUUAUGUUAAAAAUGCUAUGCUUACUAUAUUAACAUGCAUUGUACUCACAAGUUGAUUUCUCUGUAUUUCAGUACAUCAGUAUAUAUAUUUUUUAAAGUAUAAGUAAACCAGUGACAUUCUGAAAACCAAAUUUAACAAAACAUAUUUAGUUUUUUAAACUAAUCAGAUACUUUCAGUUAAUGAAUAACAAAUCUACUUCAUGUGAAUGAUUUGGCAUUUUUUUUAGAAGGUUGGUAACAUAACUUUUUAAAAACACAGGAACAGCUAACCUGUAAAGCUGAUAAUAUUUUAUAUAAAAUACAAGCUAAAUGUGAUGAAAACACAAAAGUCUAAAUAGUUUGAAAUUAAUUCAAUUCAAGUUUAUUUAUAUAGCGCCAAAUCACGACAAGAGUACUCAAGGCACUUCACAUUACAAACAUUCCAAUUCAGGUCAGUUCAUUAAACCAAUCAGAAAUAAUGUUUCCUAUAUAAGGAAUCCAGCAAAUUGCAGCAAUCCUCAUACUAAGCAAGCAUAAAGCGACAGUGGAGAGGAAAACUCCCUUUUAACAGGAAGAAACCUCCAGAGAAUCCCGGCUCAGUAUAAGCAGCCAUCCUCCACAACUCACUGGGGAUCGAGAAGACAGAGCACACACACACACAAGCACACAUGCGCGCACACAUACACACAAAGACAAGUAAUGUGUCUAUAGUUAUAUUGUGAUGUCUUAGUAAAUAUUCUAUUUGGCGAAAGAUAAACUUUAUUGUAUUUAUCCUAGUGGAUUUAUACUUAAACGGAUAAACUAGUAUUAGCACAUCCAACGUCAAGAAAAGCAAAAAGUUAUUAUCAGGAGACGGAUAAUGUUUAAGUGGUUAGCAGCAUUGUGCUAGACGAUGGCCCCUCCAUGAUGCCACCACAGCUCAGCAGAACAUCGUUGUAGCUUCUUCUGGGGAGAAAAACAGAGAGAAAAUAAAGUUAACAGCUGAAAUUGCAGAAAAUAGUACAGUUAAAGAGCAGACUGUAGAAGAAAGCAGUAGAGUGUUGUAGUGGAAUAUUGUUGUAUAUUCUUACACUGUUAUUAGGUCCAGAUAUUAUAAUCAGAAGAGGUUGUUUUUACUUCAGGGAGUUUUACUUAAACACCUUGUAUUGACUUAGAGACAAGAAAAGAGAGAGUUGGGAUCGUUUAAGAAUCUUUAAUUUCUAUAAUUAUAAAUUCAAACAAUCUACCAGGACUAACCCUCUAUGAUGGAUGCAUAUGGAUUUGAAUGUUGAAGUUGUGUGUGUGUGUGUGUGUGUGUGUGUGUGUGUGUGUGUGUGUGUGUGUGUGUGUGUGUGUGUGUGUGUGUGUGUGUGUGUGUGUGUGUGUGUGUGUGUGUGUGUGUGUGUGUGUGUGUGUGUGUGUGUGUGUGUGUGUGUGUGUGUGUGUGUGUGUGUGUGUGUGUGUGUGUGUGUGUGUGUGUGUUCAGAACCUCCAGGCUGAGGCAGGCAGAUCUGGUGUCAGAUGUUUUGACUAGGAACCACGAGGCUUCAGAAGCUCAUGACAUGAAACGCCAUCUUGUGCCGUGUCUACGUACCGUUAGAGUCUCCCGUGUUCAGAUCAGGAAUGCCAGGUCGACUCGGACCUUCCUCCGGUGCUUGGACUGAUGGUACAGCUUCUGGAGCACGACAAACCAGUCUACGGAUAGCUCUGGCAGUAGCGACAGGUCUCAGCGCGUUCAGCUUUUAUUUUGAAGGAACCGUCGUCUUGUUGUUCAAACGACAGUAUUUCCAGCUUGACAGUUCUCAGCUUAAAGUAGAAAAAUACAGCUGGCCGGGCUGUAAUCUCCUUUAGCGAUGAUGAUUCGAGAGCUGGUUGACACUACGUUGAGUCUAUGAUGUAACUCAGAUGAGGCUGAGGUGGAACUGAACUUAAAAUGGCGAUGCUCUGUUUUUAUUAACUUAGUUGUUUAUAAAUCUUAGCAAAUCGGAGUGGACAAUUUAAGUUAACACUCCAGAACUCUGCCCCGCAACAGAAGGAGGUUCUGAUUGGAAUGAGCGAACAAUGUGUCACGUGUUUCACGUGUUUACCUUAUGUGAAUAAGAAUGUCUGGCAUAGUUAGUCCUGUUAUUCAAUAAACACAUAAAUCAUGACAUUUUGAUUUCACAGAUCAGUCACCUGAUUAUUAUUGAUCAACAUUUGUUUUGAUUAGCUUUAUUACAAAUAAAGGUCUUUGAUUAAUUAAUGAAAAGCGUUCUUCUUCCUUCUUCUGUCUUCUUUCCUGGAAUGUAAACAUUUAGAAACAAGCACCCGACCUUGUUCAUUUACGCACCCUGUUACUGUGUGAAGGGGCCGCUUUUAAGGGCAGACAAUAGGAUAUUCGUAACGCUACAGUGUGAAAAGUGGUCAGUGUAUCCUCCAGCAGUCUAAACCUAUAGCAGCAUAACUACAGAGAUAACUCAGGAUAAUCUAUCCCAUUAAGAUGUAGGCAUGUUGGAGGCAGGGCAAGGGAGAGCCGUCUUUACAGACUGUACACUCCACCUCCCUCUACUCCCCCACUUGUCCUGAUUUAGGCUAACAUCAGAUUUUAACUAUAGGCCCUAUCAAAUAAAACUGUUUUAAGCCUAUUCUUAAAAGUAGACAAAGUGUCUGCCUCACGGACUAAGGCUGGGAGCUGGUUCCACAGGAGAGGAGCCUGAUAACUAAAAGAUCUGCCUCCCAUCCUAAUUUUAGAUAUUCUGGGAACCACCAGUAGACCUGCAGUCUGAGAGCGAAGUGCUCGGUUAGGAACGUAUGGACCAAUCAGAUCACUGAUGUAUGAUGGACCUUGAUUAUUAAGAGCUUUAUAUGUGAGAAGAAGGAUCUUAAAAUCUAUUCUGAAUUUAACAGGUAGCCAAUGUAGGGAAGCUAAGACAGGAGAGAUACGAUCUCUCUUUUUAAUUCUCAUCAGAACUCUAGCUGCAGCAUUUUGGACAAGCUGAAGACUUUUAACUACAUUCUGUGGACUUCCUGAGAGUAAUGAAUUACAGUAAAUUGAAGUAAAAAAUGUAAAAUCAGAAUCAAGACUUGUUCCUGCUCUCCUGAUUUACUGAAUAAUUUUUAUGGGUUUUUUUUUUUUUGGUCAUGAAAGUUAAGUUUUGCUGUGUUUAUUGCUGACAAUAUGAAGGUUGGAGGUUUAUCCUUAUUUUCUGCAUCUUGUAGGUUUUUUUCUCCGCAGGUCUGAAGGCUGUGCGUUACACAGAGCAGAGAGACAGAGAGCAAGAGACCAGAACCAAUAGAAAUGAUCAUAUCACACCAAUCUUAAAAUAUUUACAUUGGCUUUCAGUAACUUACAGGAUAGAUUUCAAAGACCUUUUACUUACUUUUAAAUCAUUAAAUGGCCAACGACCUCUGUAUAUAGCAGAGAUGUUUGAAACAUAUCACCCUUCAAAAUCACUUAGGUCAGCAGAUAAAUCCCAACUGGUACAACCCAGAGCCCGCACCAAGCACGGAGAGGCUGCCUUUAGCUGCUAUGCGGUCCGUCUCUGGAACUGUCUUCCAGUAGACAUUAAGACCUCUCCCACCAUUUCCAUUUUUAAAUCCAGAUUAAAAACUAAACUUUCUCAUGAUGCCUUCCAUUAACCUGUCCUUGCAUCUGUGCUCUACUAGGUCUUUAUCUGUACUGUUAAAUUUAUUCUAUAUGUAUUUUAUAUGUAUACCUAUUCUGUGUUUUAUUGUGUAUUAUUGUGUAAUUAAAGUGAAUACUUGUAAUAAAGUGUAGUUACUGUGUAAAGCAGUAUAUGCUAGGAAUGAUUAAUAAAAAUAAAAACUAGAAUUGAACCUGAGUUACAUGGUAAUAACAGUUUAAGAACUCAGAAACAAUACACUAACUUACUAAGUAAUUACCAUGUAAGUACUUUUUAGAGGACUGUAAAAGAAAGCGCUACCAAUAAUUGUACUUAAUAUGCUUUUAUUUUUGUGUGCUAUGUUCUGUGUCAAUAUUCUUUGAUUUUAUUUUACACAACAUGAUGUGACAUUUUAACUAUUUCAUUUCACUUGUGAUUGUUUUAAGUAUGUGAAGCACAUUGGGCUACCGUUUUGUGUAUGAAAU
Molecule: messenger RNA, 7839 nt
Organism: Nothobranchius furzeri (turquoise killifish)
Lineage: Eukaryota; Metazoa; Chordata; Actinopteri; Cyprinodontiformes; Nothobranchiidae
Source: RefSeq, a predicted model, not a curated record